AUGGGCAUUGACCCGGUUACCCACAAGCCCAAAAACGACGCUCUCUUGUCUAGUGACGGCCAAUCCAAGAAUGCCGCCAAUCUCAGCCACAUGGCCCAAUGGGAGAGCGCCCGCCUCGAAGCUGAAGCCCGUUUGGUCAGGCAGUCCAAGCUCCGACCUUGCCCAUCACCUCCCUUUCAGAAUCAAGGCUCCGAUCAAUUUGCCUCCAACUCGAGUCAGAUCCACAAGCCCGCUGGCGGCCCGGCCCGAUGCCUCGACGUACUGAAGGCAGCGUGGAGUGGCGGCGGGAUCUCGCCGCCUGGGAUCGGCGGUGACUUGGAAUCGCCGACAUCGACGCUGAGCACCGCCGCCGGGGUCAUAGACGGCGGAGCGGCGAAGGAAGAGUCGGAGGACGACUGGCGACGCCACCUGGCGGAGUACAGGGACGGGGCCGGGGACUCGAUCCCCCCGCCGCCACUUCCGCCGCUUCAUCCGGAGGAAUGGGAGUCGCCGCCGCCGGAGCAGGUGCCCGGUGAGAAUUUCUCAAAGAAGUUCACGGACCUGCUGCUCGGCGGGCUGAGCACGGCGGAAGACGGCGGCGAGUCUGACAACAACAGCGGCAGCGGCGGCGCAGACGGCGGUGAUUAUUACGAGGACGGGAAAAAUUACUGGAAUAGCAUUCUGAAUCUGGUGAAUUUUUCGCCUUGUGAUUCGCAGAUGUUCUGA
Messenger RNA from Striga hermonthica, 705 nucleotides. NCBI's taxonomy places the organism in Eukaryota, Viridiplantae, Streptophyta, Magnoliopsida, Lamiales, Orobanchaceae. The record is from the annotation of a GenBank genome assembly.